CGGCUAUCGGGCGGACCGGCAUCUCGGUGCCGGGCCCAAGGAUCAAUUUGGGCAGGUGGGGCCGUGCGAUCCAUGAAUCAUUAUCUCCACUCUUGGCGGCCGCUCGUCGCGCCUACAAAAGCCGUUGCAAGCGGAUGCUGAUAGAAGCUGGAGAUCCAAUCCAUCAGGUUUUCUCCCUAGUCCCUUGUCCUGCUGCAGAUCCUUCAAACAUCACCGAAACGCAGUCGACUACAAACCAUGUCUCAAUAUCCUCAGCAAGGCUGUUUUUUUAUCAACUGCAGUGGUUAUCCUCCUCCCCAGAGCUACCAAGGUUACCCACCUCCGCAAGGCCCUCCGCAGCCUUACCCGCCUCAGGGCUACCCGCCUCCCCAAGGUUACGCACCCCAGCCCCAGCCGAUGCAGUAUCAGCAGGCACCGCCGCCCAAGGAGGAGAAGAGCCACGGCUGCUUGUACUCUUGCAUUGCUGCCAUUUGUUGCUGCUGGCUCUGCGGCGAGACAUGCGAGUGCUGUUUGGAGUGCCUGGAUUGCUGCUUCUGAGCGAACCACGACCACUGAUCGUGUCCUUUGAUGCGCUUCCCUGAGCCGACGAUUGACGAUCAUCAAGAUUUGAUGAACGC
This is a messenger RNA of Parathielavia appendiculata, 617 nucleotides long. RefSeq lists its product as uncharacterized. The record is from RefSeq and is a predicted model, not a curated record. The transcript has 3 exons. The coding region runs from base 135 to 581 and encodes 148 amino acids. Lineage: Eukaryota; Fungi; Ascomycota; Sordariomycetes; Sordariales; Chaetomiaceae.